Anastrepha obliqua is the source of this 3624-nucleotide messenger RNA. RefSeq names its product probable E3 ubiquitin-protein ligase HERC4 (gene Herc4). NCBI's taxonomy places the organism in Eukaryota, Metazoa, Arthropoda, Insecta, Diptera, Tephritidae. The transcript has 16 exons. The record is from RefSeq and is a predicted model, not a curated record. Gene Ontology annotation, molecular function: ubiquitin-protein transferase activity. The coding region runs from base 262 to 3414 and encodes 1050 amino acids.
GGCUUCUUAGAAAUGCGAAAGCGAAACUGUGCAAAAUAGGAAAGUCACUGUUUGCGGGAACGUUUAUAGUUUUUUCUAUUUUGUAUAAAUAUUGUCAACCAGAAGUUCAAAUUAAAGGUUUUAUUUAAGUUUUGACCAAAAACUAUCGGUGCAAAUUAAGACCGCAAAAUAUAACAAAAAAGUUUAGAUAGUUGGAAAAUGUUAUCAACAUUUUAAAAGAGGAGAAAGAUUAGCGCUAAGGAGGAAUCGACAAUAUAAAUCAUGUCUAUAUUUUGCUGGGGCAACACAGAACAUGGCGAACUUGGACUUGGCGACAUUGAGGAAGAAAAGGUUUUGGAUCCACGAGAAAUGCCCUGGAAACCAGAAAGCGUAGUGAUCAGCAUAGGAUGUGGCUUAGAGCAUACAGUGUUCUUGACUGCAGAUGGAAAAAUAUAUUCUUGCGGCUGUAAUGAUUUUGGUCAAUUGGGCCACCAACAGAUGACGACUAGGCCACAACUCAUAAAUGAUCUCGAAAAUACUGUGAUUACGAAAAUAAGUUGUGGUGCAAGGCAUUCGUUGGCGCUCAGUGAGUGGGGUCAACUAUACAGCUGGGGUCAUAACGAUUAUGGUCAACUAGCACUUCCAGAUGGAUCCGAUAUUGUGCGUUCACCAAAAAUUGUCAAGAAACUUGCUACUCAGACUGUUAUUCAAAUCGCAAGUGGAUAUAACCACUGCCUUGCACUAACUAAUUGUGGCGCCUUGUAUUCUUGGGGUUCAAAUAUUUAUGGACAAUUGGGCCUCUCGCCGCCAAAUGAAUUGGCCCACUCUGCUCAUCCCCGAUUAGUAGACUCAUUGGUGGGGAUUCCCAUUGCUUUUAUUACAUGCGGAGACAAUCACUCGUUCAUUAUCUCAAAAUCUGGGGCUGUGUUUGGUUGGGGACGGAACAAUUGCGGACAAUUGGGGCUGAAUGACUGUACGCAAAGACAUUUUCCAACGCAGCUAAGAACACUACGCAGCCUUUGUGUGCGUUACAUUUCCUGUGGGGAACAAUUCUCUGUAUUUUUAACGAACGACGGAGGAGUAUUUACUUGUGGUAAAGGGUCGUAUGGCCAACUUGGUCAUGGCGGCAACAUGAACGAAGUUCUGCCUCGAAAAGUAACGGAGCUAAUGGGUAGCACCGUAACGCAAAUUUCUUGUGGCGCGAAACAUACACUAGGCUUAGUGCCAUCUCGAGGUCGGGUCUACGGAUUUGGUUUAGGGUGUUUUGGACAGUUUGGGGCAAGCAAAGUGAAUAUUUGUUCGCUGCCGCAAGUUAUAGUUGGGCCUUGGGUAUCUCCCAGCUGUUCGAAACUACUAAAUAUUGAGCCCAAAGAAAAUCUAGACACAGAUUUCUUAAUACGACAAAUCUUUUGUGGUGGUAAUAAUUCGUUUGUAACUACGUCUAAUAUGCCUACGGUGGAUUUUCGCAUUUAUGAACCUAAGUCUCAAAUCAUGUGUUUAACUAGUGAAUUAGCGGAACAGUGUGCAACGAUUGAAAAGAAUUCCUCAAUUGAUUUGGAUUUACUAACAACCAUUGAAGUGAUUUUUAAAAGCCAAGCUUGUAUAAAUGGUUCUUUCUUGUUAGAAAAUAAGCAUUUCUGUUGCACGUCAAAGCAACCUGGUGUAGAUUUGGCAGAAGUUAAACAGACAUUUGAUAACAUACGCAAAGUAGAACAUGAAAGCCUUAAGCAAAUCAUUUGGGACAAAAUUACAAAUGAAAUAAUUGCAUCGUUAAUGCCAUCACCGGCGGAUGUUGAAACUUUAAGACUUUAUUUAAUAUUGCCUUUAUAUCAUGAAUUUGUUAAUUCUAAAAACUAUGAAAAUCUACAUACACCCUUCAGCAAUGCUGUUCUACGACUCAAAGAAAUACCGAGAAAAAUUGUUAUAAUGUGGUGGGCACAUACACCACUUGAUUGGUUUGAAAGCUUGGUAUCCAACUACAAAAACGUGGUGGCCCAUAUAAUCAGCUUUAGAAUAUCUGCUAACUCCGGUGGUAGCUUUGAAAAGAAGCUCGUUACUUAUAACUCGAAUUUGUCAGCAGCUUUAAAUUUGCUAGUUGUGCUUCACCGAAUUAAUCAUAAAGAACGUGCAGAAAAAGUUGAUUACGACAUUUUCCACUGGCCAGAGCUGACAGAUUAUGUCGAUAUCCAACAAGAUUAUAUACAUUGGCUCUUCGAAAAAAAUCCAGACUCUUUUAAUAUCUGUAAUUAUCCGUUUUUGUUCAAUGCGUCAGCUAAAACUACACUUCUACAGACGGAUCAAGCUAUUCAAAUGCAUACUGCCAUGCAAAAUGCUGCUAAUUCGGGUAUACUUUCCUUACUAACAUUUGGGACGCCUAUUUCGCAGUUUAUUGUGUUGAAUGUUUCUCGCGAGAACUUGGUGCAAGAUACUUUACGAGAAAUAAUGCAAUAUAAUCAAAGUGACUUGAAAAAACCACUAAAAAUAAAAUUUCAUGGUGAAGAGGCGGAAGAUGCUGGCGGUGUCCGAAAAGAAUUUUUCAUGCUCUUACUAAGAGAUCUUUUAGACCCAAAAUACGGAAUGUUUAAAGAAUUCGAAAACUCACGCGCUCUGUGGUUCGCUGAUGUAACAUUUGAAACCGAAGAUAUGUACUUCUUAAUUGGUGUAAUUUGUGGCCUAGCGAUAUACAAUUUUAUAAUAAUAAAUUUGCCAUUCCCGUUGGCGCUUUAUAAAAAACUGCUUGAUGAGCCUGUUGAUCUUGGUGAUUUGCGCGACAUUUCACCAACGUUGGCUAAUUCUAUGGAAUCCAUUUUAAAUUACGAUCAAAUUGAUUUCGAAGAAGUUUUCAAUUUAAAUUUUGAAAUAAGUCGUGAUAUUUUCGGAGAAUCGAAAACGGAGGAAUUAAAACCGAACGGAAGUCAAACAACUGUAACUUUGGAAAAUAGAAAAGAGUUCGUGGAUUUAUAUGUUGAUUUUAUAUUUAACAAAGCAGUGGAAACACAAUUUAGCGCGUUUCGUAAAGGAUUUAUGAAGGUAUGCUGGGGACGGGUAUUACAAAUAUUCAAACCUGAUGAAUUGAUGGCGGUUGUUGUAGGAAACGAAGAGUACGAUUGGCAAGCGUUUGAGCUGCAAUGUGAAUAUAAAAAUGGUUACAAUUCUGGAGAUCAGACGAUACGGUGGUUUUGGGAAGUUUUCCAUGACUUUCCGGAAAGCGAAAAGAAAAAGUUCUUACUAUAUUUGACAGGAAGCGAUCGUAUUCCUAUUCAAGGAAUGAAAGCAAUCAAAAUUUGUAUUCAACCAACAAAUGACGAACGGUUUCUCCCCGUAGCGCAUACGUGUUUUAAUCUAUUAGAUUUGCCUCGUUACAAAACUAAAGAGCGUUUAAAGUAUAAGUUGCUUCAAGCCAUUCAACAAACUCAGGGUUUUAGUCUAGUAUGACUUAUAAAUAAAAAAUUCAAAACCAAACUUACCUUAAGAAUAAUGAAACAUUUUCAUCAAACAAAAAUUUGCUGUAAAUAGUAACAUAUUCGUUGUUCUUGAUCGGUUGUUUUUAGCAUUGAUAAAAAAUUUAAAUUUGUGUUUGAUCAAAAUUUGUAUUGAAACUGUUGCAAAUAAAAAAUGUAUUGGAAGUUUUGGGUUAAAUGAAAA